Molecule: messenger RNA, 1223 nt
Organism: Paramuricea clavata
Lineage: Eukaryota; Metazoa; Cnidaria; Anthozoa; Malacalcyonacea; Plexauridae
Source: the annotation of a GenBank genome assembly
UCUCCAACCGAUUCCGACUCCGAACCAGACUAUGCUUUCACAAUCGCAAAUCUCUCUGGAACACCCACAUCACCAAAGUGCCACGUAAACAUUGCAGGGCACAGCGUAUCCGUCAUGAUAGACUCUGGCGCUUCUGUCAAUAUCCUCGAUGACGCCACCUUUAACAAAAUUACCCGCAACAAAGGAAUCAGCCUUGAACAAACAAACCACAAAAUUUAUUCCUAUGGAUCACUACGUCCACUACCACUAAAAGGAGUUAUCAAAACCAACAUUUCCACUGAUUCUAAGCACCUUUCUGCCCAAUUCCAUGUAGUUCACGGGAACUCUGGAAAUCUGCUAAGCUACACCACCGCCUGCCAACUCAACUUGCUCAAAGUUACGAUCAACAGCACUACCAAUCACAUACCAUCAACUAAUCAGUAUCCCCCAGAGUUCGAAUGCCUCUUCUCUGGCAUUGGAAAGCUAACUGGUAAAACUGGUAAACUGCACAUUGAUCCUGAUGUUUCCCCCAAACAACAACCCCACCGUCGAAUCCCAUUCCACGUUCGAUCUGAUGUCGAGAAAGAGCUCAAACGGCUUGAAGAGUUAGAUAUCAUCGAAAAGGUUGAUGGACCAACACCAUGGAUCAGUCCCAUUGUGGUCGUCCCGAAAAAGUCUGGCGAAGUCCGAAUAUCUAUUGAUAUGCGUGAGGCCAACCAAGCGGUCAAACGAGAAAAACAUUUGAUGCCCACAAUCGAUGACCUGGUAGCUGAUUUAAAUGGUGCAGCCGUGUUUACAACUUUAGAUCUAUCCUCUGGCUACCAUCAACUUGAACUUGCAGAAGAAAGCCGGCACAUCACCACGUUCAGCACACACCUCGGCCUUCGAAGGUACAAACGACUUCUGUUCGGCAUCAAUGCCGCCUCUGAGAUCUUCCAAAACACCAUUGAAGAGCUGCUGACUGGCCUACCAGGCUGUAAGAACAUAUCCGAUGAUAUAAUCGUUUUUGGCAAAGAUCAAGCCACUCAUGAUGCCAACCUCCGUCAAGUCCUUGAAAGGCUAAAGUCCCACAACCUUCGCUUAAACAAAGAGAAGUGCCACUUUUCGAAAUCGGAAGCAAUGUUCUAUGGUCACAUUUUCAGCGCGGAAGGACUACGCCCCGACCACAAGAAGGUUGAAGCUAUCCAGAAUGCCACACCUCCGCGGAGUUCAAGUGAAGUCAAAUCUCUCCUCGGAAUGGCCCA